Molecule: messenger RNA, 273 nt
Organism: Effrenium voratum
Lineage: Eukaryota; Dinophyceae; Suessiales; Symbiodiniaceae
Source: the annotation of a GenBank genome assembly
AUGUUCAUGCGCCUGGACGUGCGAUUCCUCACGGCUGCAGUUGCCCUGGUCAUCAUCGAGGGCCUUUGUGGGGUUAUCAACGCACUGCAGACGAUAAAGCUCGCCGCGCUGAGCGCCUCCCAGACAGUGAUGCUGCUGGUUGCGAGUGCCUCCGUGUUGAUUGUGGCAGCGUACUUUGCGGUGGAGGAGUUUAUGCCCAGCGAGAUGGGCAACCUGGACCGCUUCGUGGAGGUGCACAAGGCCAUGCAGGCCCACACUGGUCCCUGGCACUGA